Messenger RNA from Epinephelus moara (kelp grouper), 3315 nucleotides. It is a transcript of the gene shmt2, whose product is annotated as serine hydroxymethyltransferase 2 (mitochondrial). Gene Ontology annotation, biological process: protein homotetramerization; L-serine catabolic process; regulation of oxidative phosphorylation. The transcript is spliced from 12 exons. Bases 111 to 1616 code for a protein of 501 amino acids. Gene Ontology annotation, cellular component: BRISC complex; nucleus; mitochondrial matrix. Gene Ontology annotation, molecular function: protein homodimerization activity; glycine hydroxymethyltransferase activity; pyridoxal phosphate binding. The record is from RefSeq and is a predicted model, not a curated record. NCBI's taxonomy places the organism in Eukaryota, Metazoa, Chordata, Actinopteri, Perciformes, Serranidae.
GGAUAAGCGUAACCAGCCGUUGCCAACAACUUCAAACAGCCCUUUCGGAGCCUGUCAGCGGUGUGUCGCCUGACUGUGCUGCUUCUUCAUCUGGCCUGAGACCUACAAACAUGCUGUCCUUCGCUAUCAGACAACUCACACGGCCACUGUGCCAGCGAGCCCCACUUCGUCUCAGUGUACGUUGCCAGCAGUCGCAUGCCGCCACCCGUGCAGCGGAUGAAGAUCGUGCAUGGACAGGCCAGGAGAGUCUGUCUCAGGACGACCCUGAGAUGUGGGAUCUGCUGAUAAAGGAGAAGGACAGGCAGUGCCGCGGUUUGGAGCUCAUUGCAUCUGAGAAUUUCUGCAGUCGAGCAGCUCUGGAAGCUCAGGGCUCCUGUCUGAACAACAAAUACUCUGAAGGCUACCCAGGGAGAAGAUACUAUGGUGGAGCAGAAGUGGUCGACCAAAUUGAGCUGCUGUGUCAGAAACGAGCCUUGGAGGCCUUUGACCUGGACCCAGCUCUGUGGGGCGUCAACGUGCAGCCAUACUCUGGCUCCCCCGCUAACUUCGCUGUCUACACCGCUGUGCUCAACCCCCAUGACCGCAUCAUGGGCCUGGACCUGCCCGAUGGAGGACAUCUGACCCAUGGCUACAUGUCCGAUGUGAAGAGGAUCUCUGCAACUUCAAUCUAUUUUGAGUCCAUGCCUUACAAGCUAAAUACUGCAACAGGACUUAUAGACUACGACCAGAUGGAGUUGACGGCCAAGCUGUUCCGGCCCAAGCUCAUCAUCGCUGGCACCAGCGCCUAUGCCCGCCUCAUUGACUACACCCGCAUCAAGAAGCUGUGUACUGACAUUAAGGCCUACAUGUUAGCUGACAUGGCUCAUAUCAGCGGCCUGGUGGCGGCCAAAGCCAUCCCCUCUCCCUUCGACCAUGCUGACCUGGUCACGUCUACCACACACAAAUCCCUCCGAGGAGCCAGGGCUGGCCUCAUCUUCUAUCGCAAGGGUGUUCGCUCAGUGGACAAGAAGGGGAAGGAGAUCAUGUACGACCUUGAAGACAAGAUCAACUUCUCCGUCUUCCCCUCCCUGCAGGGUGGACCUCAUAACCAUGCUAUCGCUGGUGUGGCUGUGGCGCUCAGGCAGGCAAAUUCUCCCAUGUUCAAGGAGUAUAUCGCCCAGGUACUAAAGAAUGCCAAGUCUAUGGCCAAAGCUCUCCUCAGCAAAGGCUACACCCUGGUAUCAGGUGGGACCGACAACCACCUGGUCCUGGUUGACCUGCGGCCUAAGGGCAUUGACGGAGCUCGGGCCGAGAGGGUGCUGGAGCUGGUGUCAAUCACUGCCAAUAAGAACACCUGCCCCGGGGACAAGAGCGCCCUGACUCCUGGUGGCCUCAGGCUAGGUGCUCCAGCUCUGACAUCCAGACAGUUCAAAGAGGCUGACUUUGUGCAAGUUGUCGAGUUCAUGGAUGAGGGCUUUAAGAUCGCCUUGGACGUCAAGAAAAAGACAACAAAGCUCCAGGAUUUCAAGAACUUCCUUCUCCAAGACCCAGAGACCGUGGCUCGCAUCGCCGACCUGCGCCACCGCGUCGAAGCCUUUGCCAGGCCCUUUCCCAUGCCAGGCUUCCACGACCAUUAAACCAAACAAUAUAGAGUCUGCGGGGCCAUAACAGCCAGGUGGCAGGAAGCUGGCUGGGCAGGGAGAGGGAGAAAUGUCAUGGUAAUGAAAUGUGGUCGGUGCCUGUGAAUCAGGAUCACUUCCCCCUUUUUCCCAUCAGAACUGGAAAGAAAAUACACAUUUUUUUAUACUUCUUUGCAGUAAUCCAUCAAUUCAUUCUUUAGGUAAAGAAACAAUAAGAUAUGACAGAUUUUUUUAGAGACAAGAGCCUAUUUUCUAUUGUAUAUGCAAAUAUCUUUCUCAGUUGUCUUCAUGUCAUUUCAUUAAUGUAAGUGUGUGGGAGGGAAAAAAAUAACAUGUCAAAUCAAACAACGACCAACAGCUCUUUGUGUCACAGGCUCUGUGACUUGAUUAGUGUAUAAUUAGUAUAAUAAGAUACACUGAGAGUCUUGUUCUAUGAAGAGUCUUAACUAAUGUCACUAAUGUCGAUUAUUACAUUCACAUUGAGAUGUGGGCAUGAUAGUUUUCUGCUUAUGAAACCAGGUACGCACGGAGGCUUAAUGUGGUGAAGGGGUGUUCUGACACACAAUGUUGUGUUGCUAUUAGAUAUCUAUGGGGAAAUAUGGUUGGAAGAUAAGAAAUAAACCUAGAUGUUGUCAAAGUAUCAUCUCUAUAAGUUAAAUCUUAAGCUUAGUAAAGAUUCGUGCAGCUUGUUUCCAGUGUCACAUUAUACAGGAGGUGGACUAAAUAAUUUUAGCAGCUUUUAAUAUACUAUAAUCUAAUAAAGCAACACUAGAACCUGUGUUCACACAUAGUGUUUAUACUGUGAGAUGUUUUUUUUAAUGAAAAUAAAACAUCAGAAUCUUCAGAAAGUACGAUUUAAUGUGCAUUUGUAUAAGAUUACAUUAUAAAUGUCCACCUCUGUCAGAUGUAAUUUUCCUUUUAACACUCGUCUUUUCUCUUCCAGCACAUCACUGAUGUCAGAUCUUAAUUGCUAUAUAUUUUGUUAUGACAGAUAAAUAACCAAAUGGAAUAAUAACACAAAUGUCACCCUGGAUCAUUUUAUACUUUCCUUUAAGUGCGUUUACAGAGAGUUUAUACUUUUCUAUGUAUUAUUUAAAAAAGAAUUAACCAUGUAACAGCCGCCAUGUCACACAAAUCUUAAGGUUUCCGAUACCAGCUGAGUUGUUGUAUUAGAGGAAAGACUAUUUUUAGUGCAGUCUACCUGAUUUAAGUGUCAUUUAUUUCGCCAUGGUGUUCAGUGAUGGAAACUGUGAUGCAGCUUGAUUUUGGAGAAGAAAAGAAAAGAAUAUUUUGUUGUCUAUGUGGCUCACAGAUUGGAACUGUUGUCAUUAUCACUGCAUCAGUGAGGAAGCAAGAUUUCUGUUUGUGAAAUGAUCGUACAGCACAAUGGAGAGGAGGGUGUUAGAAAUGGUGUGGUUACUUUCUUACUUUGCACAAAACACAGCCUCCAGAGUGAACCAAAUCAUACAAAUUAUCCACAUCACAAGUUUUUGACAGCUGAUAGAGUAGACUCUGCCAAAAUAUACCAAUAAGUAUUUUACUACUAUGUUCAUGGAUCUACUGUUUGUCUGUUGUCGUCUCUGAUAUGUUGCCAGCCUUUGUACAUCCACACAAGUUUGAACUUGCUUUCUUUUACAGAACAUUUUUAUUAACAUUUAAUCAGUAUUAGCUGAAUAAAAUCUGAUAAUGCAAGCAA